UUCGUAUUUUGUGUUUUGUUGUUGAUCAACAGGGAAUUGCAAUGCCAGCUCAAAUAUUAUUAAAAUACUAAAAUUUACGGGACAAAUUAAAACUACAGCUUUUACAAAACCUAAUGUGAUAUACGGGAUGUCUGAAACUCGAAGAACUUUACUUAAGAACUUGAAUUUACAUGACGAAAACAGUAUCAUAAGUUUGUGUAGAAUAUGCCUUGAAGAUGGGGCUAGAAUUCCAAUAUUUGAAAUAGAUGACGAAGAGAAUUACGAUACCCUAACUAAACUAUCGUUAUGUUUGAGAGAAAAGAUAGAAGAUAUUGAUGGCUACCCUCGUUUCCUAUGUAAUGUAUGCAGUGACAUUCUAGAUAGUGCAUACAACUUCAUAAAUAAAUACAAAGACACAUGUAAAAUAUUGCAAAGUGGCAUUGAUAUACUUAAACAAGACACUGAGGUACCAAUAAUUGAGAAUGGACUUGUAGAUGAAGAAAUAAAAGUAGAUAAUAUUAAAACUGAAAUCCAAGACUCUAGAACUGAUAAUAGCGAUGAUGAUUUUAGUGAUGAGGACAAAGAAUUUCUGGUACCUUUAAAGUUAAAAGUUAAGUUAAAGGAAGAAAAUGAAACAAAACCAGUUAGAAAAACAAGGAAUCACACCUCUACCAAUACUAAACAGGUGACAAAUAAAAUAGCCUCCUCAAUAUUAGAGGGUCAGUUUGCAUGGAAUGGCGACAAAUGGUGUCUACAAUCAAAUGCAUUAAAACUGGCAAAACAAAAACUCAAAUUACUAACAGAAAUAAAAGCUGAGCCUGUUAAGAAAAAAAGAAUAAAAAUUGAGGUACCAAAAGUGAAAGUAGCCAAACCAGACCCUCCAAAACUAUGUGAUGUGUGUGGUGAAGUAUUCAAGAAUCAGGAAAAGUUGUGGUCACAUAAAAGAAAAGUUCAUUACAAAAAAGCUAUGCAAUGUCCACACUGUGGUAAAAUGUUGGCAUCUCAAUAUUAUUUAAACAGGCAUAUAAAGAGAAAACAUGAGGAGAGUAGAGAUUAUAUUUGCGCGGCUUGUGGUAGUGGUUUCGCGUACAAAACCGAGUUGCGCAAUCACAAUCGAAGUGUGCAUGAAAAACAUUUGCGUCCGAAAAAGCAGUACAAGUGUAAAAUCUGUGCUAAGACUUAUAAGUGUGCAAAGUCUGUUGUGGUACAUGAGAGAUCAGUUCAUACAGGGCAAAGACCAGCUGUCUGCUCUGUAUGUGAUAGCAGUUUCUACCACAUAGACUAUCUGAGAGAGCACAUGAGACUCCACACCGGGGAGACUCCAUUCAAAUGCCCCAUCUGUGGGCGAGGCUAUGCCCAGCGCUGCAAUAUGAAGAGCCAUCUAAGAAUACAUCGGGUCUCCGAACUCGACGCCAUCACGUUGAGCAAACUUAGACCUAACUAUUUGAGGCUACUUAAGGCUUAGCUAUGUAAAAUAACCAACAAUGUAUUAUAAUACGCGACAGGUCGAAAUGGUACGAUUACCAUCUCG
Molecule: messenger RNA, 1510 nt
Organism: Maniola jurtina (meadow brown)
Lineage: Eukaryota; Metazoa; Arthropoda; Insecta; Lepidoptera; Nymphalidae
Product: zinc finger protein 214-like
Exons: 4
Coding region: 128-1444 (438 amino acids)
Biological process (GO): regulation of transcription by RNA polymerase II
Cellular component (GO): nucleus
Molecular function (GO): DNA-binding transcription factor activity; RNA polymerase II cis-regulatory region sequence-specific DNA binding; zinc ion binding
Source: RefSeq, a predicted model, not a curated record